Molecule: messenger RNA, 7837 nt
Organism: Micropterus salmoides (largemouth bass)
Lineage: Eukaryota; Metazoa; Chordata; Actinopteri; Centrarchiformes; Centrarchidae
Product: mitogen-activated protein kinase kinase kinase kinase 4-like
Exons: 32
Coding region: 369-4676 (1435 amino acids)
Biological process (GO): protein phosphorylation
Molecular function (GO): protein kinase activity; ATP binding
Source: RefSeq, a predicted model, not a curated record
GGCUGGGCUCCGGCAGUUGGUCGGUAUGUAGCAGCAGCGGAGCUUCUGCCGGGGAUUACAAAGAGGUAAAAACGCGCCUUGGAUAGAAAAUAUCACCAACUGGAUUAAAAUAAGACCACCCGAGGAUGCGACGCACACCUUCCGCCUGAAGGAGAAUAAAAAACACGCCGAUAUUCCGCUGAUUUAUCACAGUUUUUUACGAAAAUGGCGAACGACUCCCGGCCAAAAGUCUGGUGGAUAUAGACCUCGCAUCCCUCAGGGAUCCUGCUGGGAUUUUCGAGUUGGUGGAAGUGGUUGGAAAUGGCACCUAUGGACAAGUCUACAAGGGUCGACAUGUCAAGACGGGACAAUUGGCGGCCAUCAAGGUCAUGGACGUCACCGAGGAUGAAGAGGAGGAAAUUAAGCUGGAAAUCAACAUGCUGAAGAAGUACUCCCACCACAGAAAUAUAGCCACCUACUAUGGAGCCUUCAUCAAGAAAAGUCCACCGGGCCAUGACGACCAGCUAUGGCUGGUGAUGGAGUUCUGUGGUGCCGGUUCCAUCACAGAUCUGGUGAAGAACACCAAAGGCAACACACUGAAGGAGGACUGGAUCGCCUACAUCUCCCGAGAGAUCCUGAGGGGAUUAGCUCACCUGCAUGCUCAUCAUGUCAUCCACCGUGACAUCAAGGGACAAAACGUGCUGCUGACUGAAAAUGCUGAAGUCAAACUGGUGGACUUUGGUGUGAGUGCUCAGCUGGACCGGACGGUAGGUCGAAGGAACACCUUCAUCGGGACGCCCUAUUGGAUGGCUCCAGAGGUCAUCGCUUGUGAUGAAAACCCAGAUGCUACCUACGACUAUAGGAGUGACCUGUGGUCCUGUGGAAUCACGGCCAUAGAGAUGGCUGAGGGAGCUCCCCCUCUGUGUGACAUGCAUCCAAUGAGAGCCCUCUUCCUCAUUCCCAGAAACCCUCCUCCUCGACUCAAGUCCAAAAAAUGGUCAAAGAAGUUCUUCAGCUUCAUCGAGGGCUGCCUGGUGAAAAAUUACACUCAACGACCUCCCACCGAGCAGCUCCUGAAACACCCCUUCAUCCGGGACCAGCCCAACGAGAGGCAGGUCCGCAUCCAGCUCAAAGACCACAUCGACCGAACUAAGAAGAAGAGGGGCGAGAAGGAUGAGACAGAGUAUGAAUACAGUGGCAGUGAAGAAGAGGAGGAAGAGGCAUCUGAGCAAGAAGGAGAGCCAAGCUCCAUAGUCAACGUGCCAGGUGAGUCGACUUUGCGCCGUGACUUCAUCCGGCUGCAGCAGGAGAACAAGGAGCGCUCAGAGGCGCUGCGUCGCCAACAGCUCCUCCAGGAGCAGCAGCUCCGUGAGCAGGAGGAGUACAAGCGGCAACUACUGGCCGAGAGGCAGAAACGUAUAGAGCAGCAGAAGGAGCAAAGGAGACGGCUCGAGGAGCAACAACGCCGUGAGCGCGAGAUGAGGAGGCAGCAGGAGCGCGAGCAGCGCCGACGUGAGCAAGAGGAGAAGAGACGCGUUGAGGAAAUGGAGCGACGCCGCAAAGAGGAGGAAGAGCGCAGGAGGGCGGAGGAGGAAAAGAGGAGGGCCGACCGAGAGCAGGAGUACAUCCGUCGUCAGUUGGAGGAGGAGCAGAGGCACCUGGAGAUCUUGCAGCAGCAGCUGCUGCAUGAACAGGCCAUGCUGCUGGAGCAUAAAUGGCGGGAGCUUGAGGAGCAGCGCCAAGCCCAGAAGCUCCAGAGACAGCUGCAGCAGGAGCAAGCCUACCUGCUGUCCCUCCAGCAAAUCCAGAACCCGGAUAGUAGCAAAACAGCCCAGCAACAGAGCACCAAACCCCAACAGAACCUCGAACACGACAGGGUAAAGCCCAUGCACAGCCCUGAACUGGAUAUAACAAAACAACCACAGAGCACUGACUUUGAAAAGACAAGGUCCAGUCAAAAUCACAGUCUGGAGAAAACUACAGAACCCAAGAUACCUGUUGCUGACCUUCAAGGCCCCGCCCCUGACUCUGAGCCAGUCAGAGAGGCUGAUGAGCGAUAUCGGAAGAACAUCCAGGGUUCUCCUCAGUCAGCUCAGACCAAAGCACAGCAGCCUCCAGUGCCACCACGCUCCGAGUCUUCCUACCCCAAUGGGAACUCGGCAUCUGAGGCACCCGCCAUGCACCGGCCUGUGGAACCACAGGUCCGUUCCCAUCUGGCCGCUUUAAAGAGCAGCGGUAGCGUGGCCACAUCAAACUCCUGUGUUACCACCCCGCCCGUUGUGUCGCGGUCACACUCCUUCAGCGAGCCACCUGCCCCUAGUUUUGUAAAUCUUCACCUUCGCAACAGCCAGGAACCCCAACACCACCAUCACCCUCCAUCUUCAUCACCAUCCUCCUCAUCGACAACGCCUGCACGCACUGACCCACAACCCCACUCCCAGCCUAGGCCCUUGCCCCAUGAACCAGCCCCUUCAGAGGAUGUCCCGCCCAGGGUUCCUGUCAGGACUACAUCAAGGUCCCCAGUGUUGCCAAGGCGGGACUCGCCUCAUCACCACGGCAAUGCCACACACGGCAGCCAUGCUGUGCACCGCAACACUGCCAGUGUAGCAGAGCCUCGUCUGCUGUGGGAACGAGUGGAGAAACUGGUUCCCAGACCAACCAGUAACAGUGGCAGCGGAGGCUCCAGUUCCUCCAGCAGCUCCAGUAACUCCAGCUCUCAGCCGGGCUCUCACUGCGGCUCUGGAGAGAGGUUCAGGGCUCGCUCCUCUUCCAAAUCGGAGGGCACACCCCUCCAACGUCCAGAGAAUGCUGGGAAAAAACCAGAGGACAGGAGGGACGUGGUCAGGCCUAGCAGACCAGCGGACCUGACGGCUCUGGCCAAGGAGCUGCGUGCAGUGGAUGAUGUUCGCCCCCCAAAUAAGGUGACUGAUUAUUCAUCCUCCAGUGAUGACUCAGACACCACUGAUGAAGAUGAUGAUGAAGAGGUGGACCAGGAGGCAGGCGAAGAGUCAACCUCUGGCCCAGAGGACUCCAAAGCUGUAUCCUCCAGGCUGAGUAAUGGAGAGACAGAGUCAGUGAAAACCAUGAUUGUUCAUGAUGAAGGCGAGAGCGAUGCAGGCUCAACGCCCUGCAAAGACAGCACGCUGAUUGUCAGACAGAGUGCAGGUGACAACAGAAAGCGUCCGAGCCCUGGCCCGGGCCAAGCCCAAACCCCCGGCCUGCUUGCAGGCUUCGCCCCUAGCCCCGGCUCGGUGUCGGGCCCGGGUCUUGGCCCCCACACCCCCAGCCCCCAUCAUCAUCACCACCACCAUCACCCCACACAGCACUCGGACAGGAACGGCUUUACUGGCUGCAUCCACCACCUCCCAGACCUGAUCCAGCAGAGCCACCAUUCCUCCCCCUCCUCCUCCACAUCCAACUCCCCUUCCUCCUCCAGCCUUGCCAGCCCCUCCUCUAUGUCCCCCCAGAGUCCCCUGGACAAGCUCAGCAUCCUCACAGAGAGCCAGUCUAGUAACAACAUGCAGAAACACAAGUCUUCUUCCUCCUUCACUCCAUUCAUCGACCCACGCCUCCUCCAAGUAUCUCCAUCUACCGGCAGCGCCCUUAACAAUGUUGGCUAUGCGAAUGACGCUCGGCUGGCAGAGGCGCUGAGGGCCGACCCAUCUCGGAAGGGCUCUGUGGUGAAUGUUAACCCGGUCAACACUCGCCCGCAGAGCGACACGCCAGAGAUCCGCAAAUACAAAAAGAGGUUCAACUCUGAAAUCCUGUGUGCUGCACUCUGGGGAGUGAACCUGUUAGUGGGAACAGAGAGCGGUCUAAUGCUGUUGGAUCGCAGUGGUCAGGGGAAAGUUUACCCUCUGAUCAACAGACGGCGCUUCCAGCAGAUGGACGUCCUGGAGGGACUCAAUGUCCUUGUCACUAUAUCAGGUAAGAAGAACAAGCUCCGUGUAUACUACCUGUCCUGGCUGAGGAACAAGAUCCUGCACAAUGACCCCGAGGUGGAGAAGAAACAAGGUUGGACCACCGUAGGGGACCUGGAGGGCUGUGUCCACUAUAAAGUUGUGAAAUAUGAGAGGAUCAAAUUCUUGGUUCUGGCUCUAAAGAACUCAGUGGAAGUCUACGCCUGGGCACCCAAGCCCUACCACAAGUUCAUGGCCUUCAAGUCUUUUGGUGACCUGGUGCACAAGCCCCUGCUGGUCGACCUGACUGUGGAGGAAGGUCAGAGGUUAAAGGUCAUCUAUGGCUCAUGUUCAGGCUUUCAUGCCGUGGAUGUUGACUCCGGGGCUGUCUACGACAUCUACCUGCCUACACACAUCCAGACCAGUAUCCAGUCUCACGCCAUCAUCAUCCUGCCCAACACUGACGGCAUUGAGCUGCUAGUGUGUUAUGAGGAUGAGGGUGUUUAUGUUAACACCUAUGGACGCAUCACUAAGGACGUUGUGCUGCAGUGGGGGGAGAUGCCAACCUCAGUGGCCUACAUUCGUUCCAACCAGAUCAUGGGCUGGGGAGAGAAGGCCAUAGAGAUCCGCUCGGUGGAGACCGGCCAUUUGGAUGGCGUCUUCAUGCACAAGAGAGCCCAGAGACUCAAGUUCCUCUGCGAAAGAAAUGACAAGGUGUUCUUCGCCUCCGUUCGGUCUGGGGGCUCCAGCCAGGUCUACUUUAUGACCCUGGGCCGAAGCAACCUGCUCAGCUGGUAGAGGUCCAACCCUACCCUCUUCCUCCUCUUUCUCCCCCUCAUUGUCCUCCAACCUCGCUAACACUGGAUCUCAGAACCCACUGUCGAUGUCUUGUCAGCCCUCGGACAAUCAAAAGAGAACUAUCACAACCACCAACCAGCCCUCACCAUUCCUCUGGAGCUGUAGCCUUGCUGCAUCGGAGCUUCGGGGCCGCCUGCCACGCAGCGAUAACUGGUCAAGUCACGCAUUUGUCGCCUCCUGAAAUACCUGAAGUGACAACUCACAUACAAAAUUAAAUCAGUUAUUAAUUAAUAUAUAAAAGAAAAAAGAAAUACAAUUAAUGUGAAUUUAUGAAAAGGGGGCAAAUAACUUUUUUCUUGGUGCUCAUCAGAUUGCGAUGGCAUAGAUUUUGUACCUCUGCAUCAUUUCCAUGCUCCUGAGCUUGUCAGUAAGCUUGAGGUCUUCUAAGUACUAGUACCGCUACCCCUAUUAUUAUUACUAUUGCUACUACCUUCUGCAGGUCUGCCUCUUGUAGGAGAGUUCCCCCUCUGACCCACAUUCCUGCCCUCCACCCUUUCUAAUGAGCGUUUCAUGGGGCCGGUGGGGUGGGAGUCUGUUGUAUUAAUGCUACAGUAGUUUGUGUAAAUGUACUUCUGUUUGGUCCAAUUACUCCUGACAUGCUGGUUAGAGGUCGGGACCGUCAGCCAGGGGUAAAUUGUAAAACCCUGGAGCCAGCUGGACUCGUCAAGGUGACAAGCAGGCGAGAGGGGCCUAAUAUUUGAGGUUCUACUGUAAGUCUGAUUGAUGGGACUCGACAGGAGGGUAUGUGUGUGUGUUGUUGAAGUAUUGUGUUGUUCAGACAGGUGCUUUAAAAAAGGGGAUGACAGUGAGAGAAAGAUGUUGAAGCAGGUGGAUAUCAGAAUAGUAUUUUUUGAAUUAUUACUAUUAUUAUUAUUCCUUGAAGAUAAGUGUAACUAUGUGGAGUAAAACAUGUCUCUUACCUUGUUUUUCUAAGAUUUACGCACAUCCACCCACAGCCCACGGUUUGCUUGCUUUUACUUUGAACCCACAUAAGUACAAGGUGUGCUUGUCUAAGAAGAAAGAGAUGUGGGUGCAGUUCAAAAAAUAAAAUAAAGGUGUCUGUGUACAAUAAAAGUUCAUGUAAUCUUCCAGAUAGUGUCAGUGGUCAUGUUUUCCCCCAAUGGUCAAACAUGACAAACAUGAUAAACUCAUCAUAGGGCGGUCACGCCAAUGUCUCUCAACUCGAGAAACUUGAACUGCUGUGAAUAGUCAGAUAUACAAUGAAAACAAAGAUGAUAAUGGAGCGAUAAAGUAGAGGAGAAAGUUCAGUAUGUGUGUGCGUGUGUGGUCGGAGAGUAAAGUGUCAACGACGAAUUGGAUUUUCGUGGCAGAGAGGUAAACGCAUGGUUAGCAAGUUUGUUUCAGCAGAGGAUUUUUUUCCCCCGGAAGGCGGCUUUGUAUCUUCCAUUUAGUUAUUUCAAAUCACUUAAUUUUUCAUUUGUAUGAAUGCAAUGCACUAAGUGUCAAGAAUGUAGAAAGACGUGUUACUGUGUGGUGGUCCAAGGCAUGAGAUGAUGUUUUUGCUUUGUAUCUUGUCACAAGUGAUCAAUCCUAGAUGUUCAAUUUCGAUUUAAUAAGAUUGAAAGCUGCAGCAGCGGAGCCUCUACGUCAGGUGUAGAUAUUUUCUGGGGCUGGCCAUUCUCUAUUUCUUUAGCAACCUUUUCUUUAGCUGUGAGAAUCUGUGUGGGAGCAAACACCUAGAGUGUAUCAGAGCUGAGGAGGGUUUUCUGACAUCCUGUGAGUCCUGCUUACGUAAUUCCUUUCCCGCACUCUUUCCCAUAAAAUGAGGACGUAAACCUUAUCAAUUCAACACUCAGACUCUGGAUUUCCAUAUUACUGUGAUGAAGUGUCACAAAACAGGUAACACGGAGCAGAGCUUUUCCUCACUCUGCUGUUUCUGUUCAGAAACUGAAGACGGAAACCCACUUUUUUGGGAAGGAAUCGUUUUCUCUAUUUUGUGCCCCACACUUCUUGCUCCAGCUGUUAUUUAAGUUGUCUGUAUAUGUGAAAGACUGAGCAGCAAACUGCAGCAUCGACCUCCUUCAGGCCAUUUCCGUUUCCAUUACAACUCUGAGAGAUUGCACAUUGUUCACUGACAGAAAGGGGCAAAGGGGAGAGUCCAAUAUGUGCAUUCACUUCAUGUCCAAACAUGUCUUCGUCAGGUCACAAACAAGUUUACCUUGGGUGUGUUUUUCCCCUGAUGACAGCAAUUACACACAUUACCAGUGCUUUUACAUGUGGAAAGGUUACAGUCAGAAACGUUCUCCUCACCUUGAACAGAAAAGCUCUUUGGACCCCAAUGCUGUCGUCGUCUGAGGUCUGUGUGCGCAGUAGUACCCAGUUUGUGCAUCACGGCCUUGAUGAGUGGCUGUAUGGAUUUAAUGAAAAAAAAGUGUGGUUAUUAUUGAUAUUAUUAAUGGGGGAAAAAAGGAUGAUAUGUCUAUAUCUGAUGAUAAAAGUCAAUCCUUUGCCCACUCACAUUGGAAAAAGUGCCAAGAGGGCAGCAUUUAAAAUGUGUAAAUCUUGCUAUGAAAACCACUACUUGGAAAUCCUGUUCAAAAAAAUCACUUGAAGCAUUGUGUAUUCUUAAGUUUUAGCGCUAGUCGAGAAGCUUAACAAUAGUUUGUUGUUUCUGUAAGUCUAUGUACACGUAAAUAUAUGACUGCGGUGAUUUAAUAUUAUUACGCUCACCUUAGGUGGAGAAAAUGUUUACAGAAGCAAUGUUUUGUUACACUAAUGUGCAUCACGGUAUUUAUGUUCAAUGCAAAUGUGUCUUUUUUAAUUCUUUGAUUUUGCUUUUUGAGCCCGGUUUUUCUUGGAGAUUUUAAUUUGUUUGUCAUCUCACCCUAACCCACUAAAUAACCUACUUACAAAACAAUAAAGAACACAUGUGUUGUUCAUUUCAGGUAUUCACAUAGAGCUGCUUCAAAGUGGAAACAUUGCGGUAACGUUCCCUGCAGGCUUGGACGUGAGGCGACGUGGUUUUCCUCUGCUGUUUCUGCCAUGCUACUCUAACUUAUGUCCUCUCUAUGUAUGACAGGAAGUCAUGUAUUUUCCUGAAGGUUUUUUUCUUUGAAUAAACUUUAAAAGUAAUUUUAAAA